AUGGCGGACGGCUCCAAAGACGUCAGCAGGCGGCGGAAUCCAGCGGACAAGCUCACCGAAGACCUCCUCGUCGAGAUUCUGUCGCCCCUGCCGUACAAGUCGCUGUGCCGGUUCAAGUGCGUCUCCAAGCGGUGGCGCGGCAUCAUCUCCCACCCCGACCACCGCAAGGCGCUGCCGCAGCACCAUCUCCAUGACCUCGCCGGAUUCCUCUACUCGAGCCGCAGCCCUGACUAUUUAUUGAUUCGCAAUUUCACCCAUGUCUCCACGGGAGGUCGCCCUCCUAUGGACCCUUCGCUUCCCUUCCUGCCUAACUGUGACAGGUUCAACCUCCUGGACAGCUGCAACGGCCUACUCCUCUGCAGCCGCUUUGAGACCGCUGAUUCGCGGGCAUUUGAUUACGUAUUGUGCAAUCCUGCCACAGAGAAAUGGCUUGCCUUGCCGUUGCCGCGCUUCUUCAGCAAGUGGCAGACAGCUCGCUUGGGGUUUGACCCGGCUGUCUCCUCGCACUUCCAUGUGUUCCAGUUCCUGGAGGAUGGGGCUGAUACAGACGACGAUGUUGACGAUAGUGAUGGCCACGUCAAAGGGGUUGAGAUCUACUCGUCCAAAACCGGCGCCUGGAGUCACAAGGACAGCGGUUGGGGCUUCCCAGCUAGGAUAUUGAGUUUAAGUGCCUUUGGCAAGGGUUUUCUGCAUUUGGUUACCAUCGAGCCUGCGGUGGUGGUGGCAGUGGAUGUGGAGGGAACUACUUGGAGGGUUAUUCCUAUGCCAUGCAAUCUGUUUGGCCCUGAAAUAGAUCUUGCUGUCGGGUUCACUGAUCUGUCUCAAGGGCGUUUGUAUUUAGCAAAUAUUGAUCAUCGUGAUGGUCACAAACUAUUGAUCUGGGUUCUUGAGGACUACGGCAGUGAAGUGUGGGUCUUGAAGCACAGCGUUAGGCCUUUUGAUCUAUUUGGAGUCAAGUAUGUCCAUCAGGGAAUCAGGUUUCACAUUGUCGCCCACCACCCGCAACGAAACAUGAUUUUCUUAGUUUUUGGGCAUGACAAAGUACUCGUGUCUUAUGAAAUGGAUAGUGGAAAAGUGCAGUUCAUCCGCGAUCUUGGAAAUGGUUCCAUGGGACCCUAUCGUCCUUAUGUUCCCUUGUACUCGGAGGAAUUGGCAGAUUGGAACUGA
Molecule: messenger RNA, 1167 nt
Organism: Triticum turgidum subsp. durum (durum wheat)
Lineage: Eukaryota; Viridiplantae; Streptophyta; Magnoliopsida; Poales; Poaceae
Source: the annotation of a GenBank genome assembly